CAUAAUAAAUAAAAAAACUGUCAUCGACUGCCGACUCAAGUAUUUUUGACAACCAAAAUUCUUCUUUGUUUUUCUCAUAUCAUAUUGUCUAACAAUUGUAAUUGGUUUCAAAUUUACAUUUUAUCUUCAAUAAUCGUUUAUCCAAGAUUCCGUUUAAAUGAGAGAUAAAUAAACCUUUAUUAUGGGUUUGUUUAGUAAUUCUUCACCGUUUGACCAAGAUGUCGAGCGGGCGACCAGCGAGAACAGCACGAGCGAGGAGUGGGGCCUGAUCCUGGAGAUCUGCGACCGCGCCGGCGCCACCGCCGCCAGCGCCAAGGACUGUCUCCGCGCCGUGCUGCGCCGCCUCGCGCACCCCGACCCGCACGUGCAGGUGCUCGCCGCCACGCUCCUCGACGCCUGCGUCGCCAACUGCGGCCGCACCUUCCACCUCGAGGUCGCCUCGCGCGACUUCGAGACAGAGUUCCGGCGGCUCGUGGCGCGCGCGCAGCCCGCCGUCGCACAGCGUCUGCGCGCGCUGCUGCGCAAGUGGGCCGAGGGGGACUUCCGCGCCGACCCCCAGCUAGACCUCAUCCCCUCGCUGCACGCCAAGCUGCGAGCCGAGGCGGGCGAGGCGCCGUCCGCCGCCGCCGCCGCCGCCGCCGCCCCCGCCCCCGCCGCCGCCCCCGCCGCCGCGCAGCGCGAGCAGGACGAGCUGGCGCGCGCCAUCGCGCUGUCGCUGCGGGAGGCGGGCGCGGGUGGUGCGGGUGGUGCGGGUGGUGCGGGUGGUGCGGGUGGUGCUGGAGGUGCUGGGGGUGCGGGGGGCGCGGGGGGCGCGCUGUACCCGCGCGUGGAGGCGGCCGCGGCCCGCGAGGUGCGCGCGCUGUACGACUUCGAGGCCGCCGAGGACAACGAGCUCACGUUCCUGGCCGGAGAGAUAGUUCAUGUGACCGAUUCGAGCGAUCCAAACUGGUGGAAAGGUUACAACGAGCGUGGCGAAGGAUUGUUCCCAGCAAAUUUUGUUACGUCUGAUUUAACGGAACCACGUGCCGAGGAGGCGGCGUCGUCGUCGCCGCCGGCGGCUGCGGGUGCGGGGUCGGGGUCGGUGGCGGGGGCGGCGGAGGUCUCGGACGAGGAGUGCGUGUCGGAGGAGGCGAUGGACGCGGCGCUGGCGCUGCUGCUGGAGGCGGACCCGGAGGCGCGCGGCGCGCGGGACGCGGCGCUGGAGCGGCUGGAGGCGCGCGUCACGGCCAUGGGCCCGCGCGUCGACCGCCGCCUGCAGCGCGCCGACCGCCGCCACGCGCGCCUCACCGCGCUCAGCGCCGGCCUCGUCGACGCGCUCAACCUCUACCACGACCUCAUGCGCGCGCCGCCCCACGCGCACCACGCGCCCCACGCGCCGCACGCGCCCCACGCGCCCCACGCCCUCCACGCGCCCCACGCGCCCCACGCGCCCCACCCGCCGCUCGCGCCCCACGCGCCGCUCGCGCCGCACGCGCCGCACGCCCACUACGCGCCGCCGCCGCCCAGGUACCCGACGAGCGCGACCGUACAUUACUGA
This is a messenger RNA of Achroia grisella, 1537 nucleotides long. RefSeq names its product signal transducing adapter molecule 1 (gene Stam). Gene Ontology annotation, biological process: protein transport to vacuole involved in ubiquitin-dependent protein catabolic process via the multivesicular body sorting pathway. The transcript has 4 exons. Gene Ontology annotation, molecular function: phosphatidylinositol binding; ubiquitin binding. Bases 182 to 1537 code for a protein of 451 amino acids. The record is from RefSeq and is a predicted model, not a curated record. Lineage: Eukaryota; Metazoa; Arthropoda; Insecta; Lepidoptera; Pyralidae. Gene Ontology annotation, cellular component: ESCRT-0 complex.